Aspergillus wentii DTO 134E9 is the source of this 2298-nucleotide messenger RNA. RefSeq names its product MFS transporter. Lineage: Eukaryota; Fungi; Ascomycota; Eurotiomycetes; Eurotiales; Aspergillaceae. Gene Ontology annotation, molecular function: transmembrane transporter activity. Gene Ontology annotation, biological process: transmembrane transport. The record is from RefSeq and is a predicted model, not a curated record. The coding region runs from base 126 to 1967 and encodes 613 amino acids. The transcript has 2 exons.
CUUGUACACAACAUCUCUUCACUAUCUCCGCAUUCGUCUUUCCAUCAACUAGUGUCCCUCUUUGUACCCACCGCCACUCUCCAGUCUUAUUGUUCUGCAGUGCAACACAAUAGUCCUGCCUCACCAUGGCAGACGCCAAUCAGGAUCGUGGGACCGACAAGAUCGAGUCUUCCACUCCUACCAAACUCCCAUACUGGCGCUUGGUCGUUGACCAGGGCAUUGUGACCCAAGAAAUUAUUGACUACCCAUACCCUGGAUCAGGAACAGAUGAGGACCCUUAUGCCGUCACCUGGAUCCCCAAUGACCCCCGCAAUCCGAUGCUGUUCAGCGAGACUAAAAAAUGGACCAUUACUAUCCUAGUUGCUAUUGCGACUCUGGCUGUUUCCCUGGUCUCUUCAGCCUAUACGGGUGGUAUUGUACAGAUCCAGCAACAGUUCCAUAUUGGCACUGAGGUUGCUACCCUUGGUGUUUCUCUUUUCGUUGUUGGUUUUGCUAUUGGUCCCCUUCUUUGGGCUCCUCUUAGUGAACUGUUCGGUCGUCAAAUCCUUUUCAUCGUUACCUACUGUGCUCUUACGGCAUUCAACUGUGGCGCCGCCGGUGCUCAAAACGCCUGGACCUUGAUCAUUCUUCGAUUCUUCGCUGGCUCGUUUGGAUCGUCGCCCUUGACAAAUGCAGGUGGUGUCAUUGCUGAUAUGUUCCCCGCAAAACAAAGGGGUAUUGCAAUGAGUGUCUUCGCUGCUGCUCCAUUCUUGGGUCCCGUUCUUGGUCCCAUAAUCGGUGGAUUCCUGGGAAUGAACGCUGGAUGGAGAUGGGUCAUGGGAUUCCUAGGUGCCUUUUCUGGUACCGUCUGGAUCAUUGGCACUCUAUUCAUCCCCGAAACAUAUGCCCCCGUCCUUCUCCGUCGCCGUGCAGAGAAACUGAGCAAGCUCUCUGGCAAGAUAUAUCGAAGCAAGCUUGAAAUUGACCAGGGCAAGGUUUCUCUGGCAGAGUCCUUCUCCGUUGCGCUGUCUCGUCCAUGGAUCUUGCUGUUCCGGGAGCCUAUUGUCUUCCUGCUGUCUCUGUACAUGGCCAUUGUCUAUGGAACAUUGUACAUGCUGUUUGCCGCUUACCCCAUUGUCUACGAGGAGGUCCGUGGCUGGAACCAAGGCGUUGGCAGUUUGCCGUUCCUGGGAAUCAUGGUGGGCAUGCUGAGUGCCGUUAUUUACACAAUCCCCGACAACAAUCGUUAUAUCAAAGUCCAAGACGAAAACGACGGAUUCGCCCCUCCCGAGGCACGCCUUUCGCCUUGUCUGAUCGCAUCUGUUACUAUUCCUGUUGGUUUGUUCUGGUUUGCAUGGACCAACUAUCCUUCCAUCCACUGGAUGGCCAGUGUCGCAGCUGGUGUUCCCUUUGGAUUCGGCAUGGUCCUGGUUUUCCUGAGUAUCAUGAACUACUUGAUUGAUUCUUACACGAUUUUCGCCGCCUCUGUCCUCGCCGCCAACUCCGUCUUGCGUUCCAUUUUUGGUGCUGUGUUCCCCUUGUUCACCACCUACAUGUACGAAGGACUUGGUAUCCAUUGGGCGUCCUCGAUCCCGGCGUUCCUGGCGCUGGCCUGUGUCCCCUUCCCCUUCCUGUUCUACAAGUACGGACCGGCCAUUCGCAAGCGCUGCAAGUACUCCGCUCAGUCCGAGGCAUUCAUGCGCAAGCUCCAGGACCAAGCCACACAGCCCGAGUCUUCUGGAGAAGAAGAACAGCACGAGGAGAAAGAAGCACCCGUUUUUGAUCGCACCGAAGCGCCUGCUGCAGUCGCGGACGUAUCCGAUGGCAGUGAAACCGAUUCCAAGGUCGAAGGACUCCCGUCCAUGAAGCAAAUCCGCAGCCGUGCGCAUUCGACUACAUCCACCCGGACUGCUGGCUCGGUCGCAUUGCCCUAUGAGGGCAACCCAUACGACGUUGACCGUGUCAACACCCGGGAAUCAUUUAAAUAAGUUGGACUUUGUCGCCGACACCUUCAAAAAUAUACCCCCUACCGAUACAACCUAUACCCAUAUAUACACCGACAUCGCGGAUAAUUCAUAGUACCUAUUACCCACGCCAAUCCCUCCGACUAUAUAUCGACGAGAUAUGGAAGCAAAGACGAAGAAAAAAGUUUUGGAUUUCAACUGUCGCAUUGUCGCAUUUUCAUGGGCGCAUAUAAUCAGUUUUGCUUUUUUUUGUCUUGUAUACCCCGAGAACCAUCUCGUUGAGGAGUUAUUUCAUUGGGCCUGCAUUAUAGAGAUAUGUAAAUGUUAAUGGAAUGAUGAUUAUGCAUAUACCAAC